AUGGCCAUGCAGAUGAGAUCAAAACGAGUCGCCAAAGAGAGGCAAAAAAUUCAACAGCACGGUCUGCCCUCUGGAAUCGAGCUUAUCGAGGGAGAUGACUUGAAGCUGUGGAAGUUUGACAUCCGCGUCUUGGACAGCAACCCGCUCUACGAAAACCAGAUUUACCGGCUCAAGUUCCUGUUUCCAGAUGCAUAUCCCAUCGAGCCCCCAGAGGUCACUUUCGAAAAACUUCCGGACCGACCGAUACCGAUGCACCCUCACAUCUAUUCCAACGGCAUCAUUUGCUUAGAUCUGCUCGCCACACAAGGUUGGAGCCCGGUGCAGAGUGCAGAGAGCGUUUGCAUGAGCAUCCAAAGCAUGUUGACCAGCAACUCCAAAAACGAGAGACCAGAAGGAGAUGAGGAGCUUGUUCGAUCAAAUCGCACACGGCCAAGAGACAUGCAGUUUGUCUUCCAUGACAACGACGUUUAG
This is a messenger RNA of [Torrubiella] hemipterigena, 471 nucleotides long. The record is from the annotation of a GenBank genome assembly. Lineage: Eukaryota; Fungi; Ascomycota; Sordariomycetes; Hypocreales; Clavicipitaceae.